Molecule: messenger RNA, 5624 nt
Organism: Archocentrus centrarchus (flier cichlid)
Lineage: Eukaryota; Metazoa; Chordata; Actinopteri; Cichliformes; Cichlidae
Gene: usp10
Product: ubiquitin specific peptidase 10
Exons: 15
Coding region: 248-2893 (881 amino acids)
Biological process (GO): DNA damage response, signal transduction by p53 class mediator; regulation of autophagy; protein deubiquitination
Cellular component (GO): nucleus; cytosol
Molecular function (GO): cysteine-type deubiquitinase activity
Source: RefSeq, a predicted model, not a curated record
CGACCGCGCGCUGCUCUGGUUAGCAAGCGAGGAAGAUGCUAGACGGAAAUGGCGGUGACGGCAAGGCGAACAGCAUGAAGUGCUGAUGCGUUACAUGGAUCAAAACUUUCGACUGCCAGGAUACCGUUGGGCAAAUGACAAUGACGUCAAAGUAGACCACCUUUUGUAGCUGUCAGUAGAAACCUACAACACCUUCCCGGGAGACGCUUCAUCUCGUGAGCGGAGGGCAGAAAACCUCACCGGGAGCAUGGCUUCUUACAGCAACCAGUACAUCUUUGGGGAAUUCAGCCCUGAUGAGAUCAAUCAGUUUUUUGUGACUCCACGAUGUUAUGUUGAGCUUCCUCCGUUCAAUGACAAAGUCCCGUGUGUCAGUCAGUCUUCUGGAACUUACUGCACUCCUGCUGUACCUUUUAUUAUGGAGUCUAUGGGACUGCAGGUUUGCGGAGAAGACUAUCAGCACAUUGAGUUUGGUGUGGACGAGGUGAUGGAUUCAAAGUCUGUCGGGGGCAACGAUCCUUUAUACAAGGUGUCGAGUACCCUCAACCCACAGGCUCCUGAGUUCAUCCUGGGCUGUCAGCCGGCCCAGAAAGCUCAACAGACGGCUCCUCCAGCAGCUGAUGUCCCUGAUGGGACACACUUCAACUCACUGGAUGGACCUGACUCGGAGGCUUCAGGUCUGGACAAUCACCAACCCUGCCAGGACAUGGACGGACUCCCUGGUAGUCUGGGACAGCGAGAGAAAAAGAAAAAGAAAAAGCGGCCGCCUGGGUACUACAGUUACCUGGACCCAUCAACUGGCAGCAACAGCAGCAGCACCAGUGCAGCAGAUGGAUCGCCUAUGACAGCACUGGUGAACGGACAUGCACUCAGUGGCCCACACCACAAUACUGAGGAUGUGGACAGUAAGGCAUUGUCAGGGGCUGAACUUUCCACCCCAGAACCCGCCUCCACAGCAACAUCAACAGCUGCUGUGGCAGCAGCCAAGUGUGCCCCCACAUCCACUGACAAUCAGAGGACUAGUGAUAGCCCUGAUGACUCUUCUUUGGACUUAACAAGUGGAGCUGCCUCUUUAUCAGACGGCAACAAUGCAACUUCCUCCUCUUCAUCCUCCUCUCAAAGCAGAGGGAUGACAGAGGGACCAAGGACUGCAGAUCAGCAGCCAGAUCAUUUGGCUCCACAGAGCCCUGAACUUUCAGAUACUCCACAUAGCCCCCUCUCCAAAUCACCUCUUCCUCCUUCAGCUGCUGUGGCCACCCCCUCUGUCAUCACUUCCAUUACGACUACUGAACAAGAGGGAAGGGAGGUAGCAGACAAUGGGGUGGCCAAUGGGUUAGUAGAGUCUACCACUCCUGUCAGUGCAGAUGGACACAAAGAAGACUUUGAGAGUGGGGACCAGGUUCAGCAGGUCAUUCCAGACUCUGCUGCCCAGUCAGUAGUGACAGAGCAGGCGCAUUCACCUGCAACUCCAGCUGCACCUACUGCCAAUCUUCCCAAAUCCUGGGCUAGCCUCUUUCACAACUCCAAGCCUCUUCCUGGGGGCCCUCAGGCCUUUGUGGAAGUAAAGAAUGUUGUGGAAGCAGUAUCUCCCUCUGUCGCUGUGCCAGAGCAGCCUGAGAAAGUUGGGGAGGUAAAAGAAGGCCCUGUCCAUGUAUCAGAGGAUCCCAUGGCCCCUAAACUUGCAGAACUUAUUGAGAAUGUGAAGUUGAUACAUAAACCAGUGUCUUUGCAGCCGAGAGGACUGAUCAACAAGGGAAACUGGUGUUAUAUCAAUGCUACUCUACAGGCCCUGAUUGCCUGCCCUCCCAUGUAUCACCUGAUGAAGUCCAUUCCUCUGCAUACUGAAACGCAGAGACCAUGCACCUCCACACCCAUGAUAGACAACUUUGUAAGGCUGGUGAACGAGUUCAACAAUAUGCCUGUGCCAUCUAAAGCCAAACAGCAAGCUGUUGGUGAUAAGGCCAUAAAAGACAUUCGGCCUGGUGUACCUUUUGAACCAACUUACAUUUAUAAACUCCUCACUCUCAUCAAGUCAAGUCUUUCUGAGAAGGGUCGACAAGAGGAUGCGGAGGAGUAUCUUGGGUUCACGCUCAAUGGAUUGCACGAGGAGAUGCUGGCAUUAAAGAAACUAAUCUCACCUCAGGAAGAGAAAGCUCCCACACCCAAUGGACCAGAGUCCCAGCCAGGUGUGGAGGAGGAUGUUGCUGAUAAGGAGGAAGAAGGUAGUGAGGAUGAGUGGGAGCAAGUGGGUCCCCGAAACAAGACUUCCAUCACUCGCCAAGCUGACUUUGUCCGCACACCCAUCACUGAUAUCUUUGGUGGGCACAUCAGAUCGGUGGUGUAUCAACAAAACUCUAAAGAGUCGGCUACUCUGCAGCCGUUCUUUACCCUGCAGCUGGACAUCCAGUCAGAGAAGAUCCGCACUGUCCAGGAGGCUCUCGAAACCUUGGUGGCUCGAGAGUCAGUCCAGGGCUACACUUCUAAAACCAAGCAAGAGAUUGAGAUAAGUCGAAGGGUGACUCUGGAAGAGCUGCCCCCUGUGCUGGUGCUCCAUCUCAAGAGAUUUGUAUUUGAAAAGUCUGGAGGCUGUCAGAAACUGACAAAGAAUGUUGAUUACCCUGUUGACUUGGAAAUCAGCAAAGAUCUUUUGUCCUCUGGAGUGCGAAGCAAAGUUGUGAAAGGCCAAAGAACUUACAGGCUCUUUGCAGUUGUGUAUCACCAUGGAAACAGUGCGACAGGCGGUCAUUACACCACGGAUGUCUUCCACAUCGGUCUUAACGGCUGGCUGCGCAUUGACGACCAGACAGUGAAGGUCAUCAACCAGUACCAGGUGGUGAAGCAGACUGCAGAGCGCACCGCCUACCUGCUGUACUACCGUCGCGUCGACCUGCUGUAGACACACACGCACAUCCCAACGUACAUGCAAGAUAUCCCAAAUAUAUUCACAAACACACAACAUGCAUCCUCAAUGCACUCGUUGACAGUACAUCCACACACAACACAAAGACACACAAAACUAAUGAACAGGAACACUGCCUAACUUGUUCUCUUGCAAGAUUUUCCUCCUCUUCCCUCCUGUCCCCGCUUUCCUGAGAACCAGCUUUUCCAACACCUUUUUCCUUGUCUCCUUUUUUCUUUUCUGAAGAAGAGAAGCAAGCUGCAUUCACAAAGAUUUCCCUGUGACUGCUCUCUCUUCUCUGUGCACCACUGCUGUGUUUUGAUUUCCUCUUUUUGAUUUACUUUUAAAGCAACAAGGAAGGACUGUUGAAUAGGCAGACGGAUUGGGGUUGCAGGUUAGGACCUGGGACUCACCUCUGACUGAGCCUACUGCUUGGCUCUGAUAGUGAACAGUGGACUCACACAGGAAGAACUACCCACCAUAGGCUGCAAAUGGACUGCUGGGGCAAUUCUCACGUUCAAAUUCCCUUUUUUUAAGGAAAUGACAGAAAUAUUAGUGUUUGCCUUUUUAGUAAAGGGGGACUGUUGGCUUAGUGAAUUUGCAGCAGUUUAAAAGCCUGUUAAUUGCCCUUGUGCACUGAAAAGGCCCAGCACCAGCAUUAUUACGAGUCUCUCCUCCCAAGGCCAGAUUUUCUUCUUUGCCACCACCAACUCCUCCUCCUCUGUUUUGUCACUUUUAUGAUGCUUUUUAAGUCUACUCGAGCCAUCAAAAACAUGGGGGGGGGGGAAGAGUUUGGAAUGGGAACUGAGCGUCUUUAUUGUUUUGAGAUCCUUCUUAUGCUAUUUGGGUUUAGAUUUAGAAAAAAAAACCUCUACAAAAUAUUAACAAGCUUUAGAAUUUAAUAAUAAGCUUCUGUGCACAAAAUAUAAACUGAUGAUUACAAUAUGACAGGCAAAUGCGUAUUUUUACCAAUAUUUAGAUUCAAAUGUAAAAGAAAAAAAAUCUGAGGUCUAGCUGAAUGAGUACCUGUUUGGGUUCUAAAGGAAUGUGCCUGUUUUUAGAUUCAGUUCUUGCACUGGAGAAGUGGCAGCCAGUUAAGACAGAUUUCACUGCAAACCCCACCCUUGUACAUUUUCUUCUCCUACCAUUGAUUUUUAUUUUUCAUUUAUUUUUUUUUUUUUUGGUCUUGUCUAAAGGUUCCAUCUGUGUACUGGUGGCUUAUCUGUGUAGUUUUGAGCCACACCAUCCUCCUUAACCCCCAACUCAGCAGAAAGCGGGGGGGCUGCCUUAGGUUCAUUGUGUGAUGUUUUUCCACUCAGUGUAUGAGUCUAACCCUAAUCAGGCGGCAUUGCAAGUCUAAUGUAAGUGAAGAGUAAAGGGAAUGUACACGACACCUCUGUAUUUACUCUUUGGUGGCUCAGUGUCUCUUCACAGUGGAGGGAAACUGAGUAUUGCAGGGAAGUGGGAUAUCUGCGCUAAGCUCUCUAUAAAGAUCCCAGACAUGCACAUAAGGAGAUAGUAUUUGCUUUUUUUGAAAAUGAUUUUUUUUUGAUCAUUUCACUGAUUAUGAUAAUUUUUUUCUUUUUUUGUUUUUGUUUGUUUGUCACUAAAAGAUGUUAGUUUUUUUUCCCUCCUUUUUCAUUGUCAUUGAACAUUUAUUGGAUGUCCUAAUGCUCUCGUUCCCUUCAGAAAAAUAUGCUUGCAUUUGAAUUGGUUUGAAAAAAAAAUUACACAGGCUAAAGCACAACAAAUAAAAUUGAACUAGUUCUUUGCUUGACUUUUUUCCAUUUUGUCUGUUUUUUUUUUUUAACUUUUGAUUAUUGCGUUUCUGCUCAAAACCCAUUUGAUUCCAACCGCUAGUGUCAGUAUCUCAGUAUUAACACAUCAGCACAAGUAUUUCCUCAUGAUUUUAUACAAAAAAAAAAUAGCUACAUAGAUGAGUGGUUCAACAUUUCCCUGUUUCUGAUCAAAGAAUAGCUGCAGUGUAAUAGUAUUUUCCUUUAAGAGGAUUGUGUGACUUUAACAAGUCUCCUGAAACAAAGUCAAAAAGAAAGUUGGUCUCAAUCUUUAAAUUAAAUUUAAGUAACAUUUUUCAAAAAAUAGAUUUAAAUUUUAUCUUUAUGAUGUAAUAUUGAUUACAUUUUCUUGUAGGUUUCAAAAUCAGAAACCUUCCCCAGGUAAACCAAAGGUCAACAUUAUAUAGGCCCUGCUGCCUACCAUUCACUUUGCAUUCUUACUUUAUUUUCCAUUUGUAGUCUCGUUGCCAUGUCUGAUCACAGUCCACUAAUCAUCACACACAGAAAUGGCAUGCUGUUUAGACAGUCAAUACAUUUUUAAACUUUUCACCAUGGUUCAGUUGUGCUGCUGGCUUCGUAGUCAUUUCUGCACACAUUGACAUUGUUGACUUGCAUACUUUUUUUUUUUUUUUUUUCCCCUUUUAAUGAAUGUUUGGAUGAUGGGACUUUGAAACAGAUACCUUAUGUUUUCAGUUGUAUAGUUUUUAUCUCGGUCUCAGAUGGCUGGUCAGGAAAUGUGCUGGUAAAAUGCUUCAAUGAUGUCUUUCUUUCAGUAUGUGCUCCUAACACUAUUGUCUGCUGGGAACUGUUGGGAUAUUACUGACAUAAAAACAAAAAACAAAAUCUAUACUGUCUUUUAAUUUUAAGCCUCCAGCAUCUAUUUUGUUUAUUGUUCCAAUAAAGGAUUGUGCAAAAAGCAGUUUGCUAAUCAA